This is a messenger RNA of Labeo rohita (rohu), 4172 nucleotides long. It is a transcript of the gene homer2, whose product is annotated as homer scaffold protein 2. The record is from RefSeq and is a predicted model, not a curated record. Bases 395 to 1444 code for a protein of 349 amino acids. Gene Ontology annotation, molecular function: G protein-coupled glutamate receptor binding. Gene Ontology annotation, cellular component: cytoplasm; plasma membrane; postsynaptic density. NCBI's taxonomy places the organism in Eukaryota, Metazoa, Chordata, Actinopteri, Cypriniformes, Cyprinidae. Gene Ontology annotation, biological process: regulation of store-operated calcium entry; G protein-coupled glutamate receptor signaling pathway. The transcript has 9 exons.
GAGAGAGAGAGAGAGAGAGUGUGUGUGUGUGUGUGUGUGUGUGUGUGUGUGUGUGGGCUGAUCCGCGGCGCGUCGCUGCUGAAGCGCGCCUGACUGUCGCUCAGUUUGUGUUCAUAAUCAGCUGCAGCGGACUGAACUCAGCGCUCCCACAUUUAUUGACGCGUUUCUCCAUUCCAGCCUGUGAAUAUUAAUAAAGAUCAAGUAGCGCGGGGGGAAAGUUAGUUUUGUCGGCGGCGGGAGUCGCAGGAAUCGCGCGGCGGAGCUGGAGUUCGGGAAUAUCACAUUUCAGCUCUAGCGAAAUAUUCGGGGCUGGAACUGAUGCGGGAGAUUUUUGACUCUUACUGUAACUAAAGACGCCUCACAUACGCCACAGAUCCGACAGAAAGGCAGCGAAAUGGGGGAGCAGCCGAUCUUCACCACCAGAGCUCAUGUCUUCCAGAUCGAUCCCACCACCAAGAAGAACUGGGUUCCUGCCAGUAAACAGGCUGUUACUGUCUCGUACUUCUACGACAGCACACGCAACAGCUACCGCAUCAUCAGCGUGGAUGGGUCAAAGGUAAUCAUCAACAGCACAAUCACCCCCAAUAUGAACUUCACUAAAACAUCGCAAAAGUUUGGCCAGUGGGCCGACAGUCGCGCAAACACAGUGUUUGGACUCGGCUUCGCCUCUGAACAACAGCUGUCAAAGUUUGCUGAGAAGUUCCAGGAAGUCAAGGAAGCUGCGAAACUGGCCCGAGAAAAAUCUCAGGAGAAGAUGGAGACGUCCAGCGAUCAGUCGCAGGAAUCUGGCCGUGAAACUCCAUCAGGCAAUCAAGCGUCCAGUAUCAACGGAACGGAUGACGAGAAGAUCUCACACGUGCCGGACAACACGGCGCUGAAGAGCGAGAACGACCGGCUGAAGUCCGUAGUGGAGCAGAGUAAGAAGGUGGAGACGGAGCUGCAGGCGCUGAAGGAGAGUAACGCCCGGCUGAUGGACACGCUGCAGGAGGCGAACAGCAACGCCGAGAACUGGAAGAGUAAAGUGAUGCAGAGCCAAGACGAGAACAACCAGCUGAAGAACAAGAUCUCAGAGCUGGAGGUUCAGUGUAAGGAGGUGAGUCUGGAGAGAGAGAGAAACGCUCAGCUGGCGCUCAGAAUUCAAGAGCUGGAAGCAGAUCUGCAGGAGAAAGAACAGGAGCUCGAGGACCUGCGCAAACAGGCAGAAACCAUCCCGCAGCUCAUGGCCAAAUGUGAAAGUAUCACGGCCAAACUACAGGCUGCAGAAACGGCCAACAGAGACCUGGGCGAGAAGAUGAUGCUUCUGCAGAGCGAGAUCGACGACAGUCAGCAGAAACAGAAGAACAUAAAGACCGAACUCAAGAAGUUCAUGGACGUUCUGGACGGGAAGAUUGAUGAGCUCCAUGAAGUUCGUCAGGGCAUUUCGAAACUAGGCGUCGAUAACUGAACACACACACACACACACACACACACACACUCUGUUUGUCUCACUGGGCUCCUGUUGUGUGUUUGUGAUCUUCUGACUGCUGGUUAAGGGCUACUGAUGGUCAGUGAGGAGUCUCUCUGUCUCCCUCACCCUCUCUCUCUCUCUCUCACACACACACACACACACACACACACACACACACACACACACACACACACACACACACACACACACAGACGGACUAAAGGGUGGAUUUAACCGCUGCAGAUCUCAGGGCCGUUUGGAAUCGCUGAUAUGCACAAACACACGUGAACUGCAGAAUCACUAAGUGCCUGAAGGUGGCGCUCUCUGUGUCUCCGCCUCAUAAACUCUCCUCUGAUGUUCGAAUGAGACGCGUCCUGAGCGGCUCCUCAUGCAAUACUCGCCUCAGGCAGCAGGACGCUCUUCUCCUCCUUUUCUGCUUCUUCUGUUGGUUUGUUUGUUUCUCAAAACAGUUUUCGAGGUGAAGUCGCAUUCAGAUUAUUCUUAUUCUGAUCGAUGAAAAUAUGAGCCAAAUAUCUGCUGUGAUGAAGGCAGAUUGCUCGUACGGUGCACAUGUGUGUGUGUGUCGUGCUCAGUAGUGUUUGUGACGUGCUCCUCCGCUCGUGUGUGUGUGUGAUGUUCGGGUGAUGGGAUAAUUUAUACGUGUGCUUUUUUUAGAAUAAUCUCUGCCUUUCCUGAGUCUGUGAUCAGAGCGUUUGAGCUUCCCAACUCCCUCCUCAGUUCCUUUCAGUUGUUGUUUUUUUUUUUCUUGAUGCUGUUUUGAAUGUCGUGGCUGGUGUAUUAUAGAGCGUUUAAUGUGGGUGAGUGUCUUUAACAUACACACACACACACACACACACACACACACCUCUUACUGGAAACUUGAGCCUUUUUUCCCUCUUUCUGGAAAAAAAAAACACUUUUGUUGAUCAAAAUUGUAAAAUAAAUAAUUGUGGAAAUCUAGUUUAUGAAGGAAAUCUGUGUUUCUGUAGUUAUUUCUAAUGUUUGAGGCUCUUUCAGGCGGUGGGUGUCUCUCUUGCGUCCUCUGAUUGGUGAGAGGAUGUGUUGCCUUGGCAACCUGCAUCCCACACACGGCUGCUAUUGAUUGUGAGAGUAUGCUGUGUUCCAGAUGUGAAUACAUUUGUUCAUACAGUUGUUUUAUCGUUGUUAGUAGAUUUCUGUGAUAUCACCGUAACGAAGCCUGUUUCCAUGGAAACGUUGUGUUCUGUGAUGCUCAGGAUCUGUGUGUCGCACCUCCAUCUGGUCCACAAACACACACACACACACACGGUCGCAGGGCUUUCCUCUUCUCUCUAGUGGAAUCAUUUGGACUUUCUGAACUGAAGCUUCCAUCAGCAACAUUUUCAGUUGGUAUAGAUCAGUUUCUCUCACUAUUUUCAGGUGAAGCAUUGACGCCUGAAAUCAAAUCAGACCCCCAAAUGAUCACCUGAUCCUCCAGUCUCUAAAGAGACCACAGUUUUAGUAAAGUCAUGAUUUGAUCCAUAAGCCAGUUGUUCAGAUCAAUCACGCUUAUAUGAGGGCUCAGCAUACAUUCACCACAACAGACAUUAAAUUGUUCAAAAGUACCAGUAAAGAUUUCUAUUUCAAAUAAAUGCUGUUCUUUUGAACUUUCUUUUCAUCUGUGAAUCCCAAAAAAUAAAAAGUAUGGUAGUUUCCACAAUAAACAUUGUGCAGCACAACCGUUUUCAACAUUGCUAAUAAUCAGAAAUGUUUGUUGAGCAGCAAAUCAGCAUAUUAGACUGAUUUCUGAAGGAUCAUGUGACGCUGAAGACUGGAGUAAUGAUGCUGAAAAUUCAGCUGCGCAUCACAGAAAUAAAUUACAGUUUAACAGAUAUUCACAUAGAAAACAGCUGUUUUAAAUUGUAGUCAUAUUUCACAAUGUUACUAAAUUUAACUGUAUUUUUGAUCAAAUAAAUGCAGCCUUGGUGAGCAAAAGAGAUUUCUUUCAGAAACAUUAAAUCAUCCUACCAUCCCCAAACUUCUGAACGGUAAUCUGAAGUCUGAGUUUGUUACUCAUAGCCCAUCAAUUUGAAGUGCUUGAGCUGCUUUAUAUGGUUUUAUUUUUGAUGCGACACAAAACUGAAUCCAUGUUUGUGAGUCACGAACAAACCACUCUUAAUGUCGACCUGCAGGAGCUCGAGCUGACUCACAUGUAAGAAGUCUCGCUAGUGGACUUUUAGCAUCAGUGACAAAGCAAAUCCAGUCUGUAUCCAGAUCAGCACCAGAGACGACCUCUACAGCCCUGAAAGUCAGCGGAGAGCACGUCAACUAGACGAGCCCCAGAGACGGAUCCCCGGCGAGGACCUCGGCACAGACCACGGGAACCCGGCGAGUCCUCUGCUCAAUCUGACUUUGUUGCAGCCUGGAACGAAACUGCAGGUUUCGUCUGGCCAGAGGAGAACGAUGGAGUUUUAGUUCCUUCGACACACUUUUUCCCUGUUUCAUACUGUAAAGCUGCUUUGACACGAUCUGUAUUGUUAACAAAAAAAACACUAUAUUUAACGGACGUGUACAAAACACCUGAACGUACAAAGUAAGGGCAAAACGCGUAUGAUUGAUUGUCCUAACAGCACACUAACUUGAAUAAUUGUCAUAAACAGGUUGAUAUUAAUAAUAUUGUGCCAUAUUUCCAGUAUGAAGAAGUAGAGAAUUAAGUUGUUGUUCCCACUGUUGCUUCAGUUUUAUUGAAAAUGAAAGAUUCCGUGUU